UAUAAAGCGAUGUUCUUAGCACUGAUUUUAUGUUGCUACGCACGACCAAAACACCCGAUGUAUUCGACAGACUUAAGACGUAUUGCCACCUGUAGCUGGGAUUUAAAUUUCGCUGCUACAUAAUUCAUAAUGAUUCAUGCAGCGGAGUGAUAGGCACAAAUGAAAAUACAAGGAGCUAGGAGGAUGAUCGGAAGAGCGAUCGUAUUGACGCGUCUAAUUUCGGCUAAACGUGCAAAACAAUCUGCCACCGGUUCACAGAAUAUUUACAGAUCGAUUUCAAGCCACGUUGUAACCAGCAAUAAAGUUUCUUCAGGCCAAGAAAUGACGGAUCAAAACAAUAAUAUUGGCUACUCACAGUCAGGGCUCACUGUCAUCGAGCAGCUAGGACAUCUUUUCAAACUCAAGGAAAUUCCAAACACCAGUAACUGGAUUGUCGAGACAAAAAUUCAGUCCCUCUGCAACGCGUACGUCGCUCUCUCAAAAAAUGACAAAGAGACGUUCCUUCGCACUCUGGCUUCCAAGUACGCUGUCGACCAUGAUGUUGUUCGGAAAAUGGCUUUUAAUUUGGCUUGCGACGAGAAGAAGCAACUUGACGAAAGGCAGAUGAUCAAUGGCGAGCGUACUCUAAAGAAUGUUCUCACACCUAAGUAUUACUGGCUCUUUUUACUCACUGGACGGCUCAAGCACGGAGUCAAAUUCCUUGUCGAUCUUCGAACAGAUGUCUUGAAUCUUCUGUCUGAGCUGAAAGAUCCGGAUGAAACAAUCGUGGUGCAACAGCUGAACAUAACGCUGCAUGAUCUUCUUCUACAGUGGUUCUCUGUUGGAUUUUUUGACCUAGAACGUGUGACCUGGCAAAGCUCGUGCGAGAUGUUAGAGAAGGUUUCCAACUACGAAAUGAUUCAUCCUAUAAAAAAUUGGACAGACCUGAAGCGGAGAGUCGGGCCUUACAGAAGAUGUUACGUAUUCACACACAGAGCAAUGCCAAGAGAGCCUUUGGUUGUCCUGCAUACUGCCCUUUGCGGCUCGAUACCUAGUAGUGUAAAGGAAGUCUUUCAAACCGAGGCUCAAACUGAUGGAAUGUACGGAAAGGCUGAAUCCUCAGCUCCCGAAGACACAUCCAAAAUAAAAGCAGCUGUUUUUUAUUCCAUAGCUUCGACGCAGAGGGGCUUACAGGGCAUUGAAUUGGGUAAUUAUCUGAUAAAAAAUGUCGCCGCUAAGGUUUUGGAGGAAUUUCCACUAAUUGAUCAGCUAUCCAGCCUGUCCCCGAUCCCAAAUUACAGGAUUUGGCUUUUAGAGAGGAUUAAAAAUGAUGUUGGCCAAACAUUCACUAAAGAGGAGCGACAACUUAUUGGAAGUCUUUUGUGCAGCACUGACAUUCAUACCGCGUUAAAGAAGGUAUUGAGUAAUUCAUUAUGGAUCAAUAACAAAGACAUAGUCGAGGCUCUGAGAGUACCGUUAUUGCGUUCUUGUGCUAGCUAUCUUUACAAUGAAAAAAGGAGAAACUAUGCUCUGAAUAACGUUGCAAACUUUCACCUACGAAAUGGGGCUGUUAUGUGGCGGAUAAAUUGGCUCGCUGAUCCCUCACCACGGGGGGCAGCAAAUAGCUGUGGUAUUAUGGUGAACUACAGGUACUAUUUGCACGAAACUGAAGCUAAUAGUAGAAACUAUAUCGAGAGGAAUAUAAUUAAAGCCUCAGAGGAUGUGAUUAGACUAGCUGCGGAGUCCGAAACGUUGUUGCAAAAAUCACGCUUGUGAAAAUCUAUGGACGCCGAGAAUGAUGGUAAAACUGACCGAAUUGCAAACCAUGUUUCCAAUGGUUAGUAAUCAUAAACUCCGAGGUACUCCCAACGCGUUCUGGGGUUAUGAGCUGUAUCAAGAGAGGGAACAGUGCUUAACUUAUAAAGGAGAAUAUGGUGGAAGAUUAAAACUGAUAUUCAGAAAGAAA
Messenger RNA from Neodiprion fabricii, 1945 nucleotides. RefSeq names its product malonyl-CoA decarboxylase, mitochondrial-like. The transcript has 10 exons. NCBI's taxonomy places the organism in Eukaryota, Metazoa, Arthropoda, Insecta, Hymenoptera, Diprionidae. Gene Ontology annotation, cellular component: mitochondrial matrix; peroxisomal matrix. The record is from RefSeq and is a predicted model, not a curated record. The coding region runs from base 160 to 1755 and encodes 531 amino acids. Gene Ontology annotation, biological process: acetyl-CoA biosynthetic process; positive regulation of fatty acid oxidation; fatty acid biosynthetic process. Gene Ontology annotation, molecular function: malonyl-CoA decarboxylase activity.